This is a messenger RNA of Polychytrium aggregatum, 1948 nucleotides long. RefSeq lists its product as uncharacterized. The transcript has 4 exons. The record is from RefSeq and is a predicted model, not a curated record. Bases 229 to 1587 code for a protein of 452 amino acids. Gene Ontology annotation, molecular function: protein binding. NCBI's taxonomy places the organism in Eukaryota, Fungi, Chytridiomycota, Chytridiomycetes, Polychytriales.
GGCGUCUGCGUCUUUCCCCUCCUCUGCUCGUCGAUCCGUCCGUCCUGCAUUCGGUCGGCCUUGCAUCUGGUCGUCCCUGCAUCCCUGCGACGCUGCCAGCCAGGUGCUGUCUCGGUCGCUUUCCUCCCUCGUUUCUCUGUCUCUGUCUGCAACCGCUGUUUCCGCAUCCGCGGCCUGCCUCACCUGCCGCCCAGAAUCCAAAAGGCUUCCUGAAGCAGCGUCUCCACCAUGCGACCGGCCGUGACAGCCUCUAUCCUCCUCUGGGCCAUGGGCUUUGCCCCUCUGUCCGUCCGGGCCGACGUCCAAUACGUCGCCUGCACCAGCAGCACGCCAACCGAGUCGGUCUUUUCGGUCGCCAACUCCAUGUCCACCCUGAGCGCCAACGAGGCCUUUUCCCAAAUCUGCAGCUCCAACUCCACGUACAUGUGGUUUGCUUCGGCGAAUGCCAACCAGUGCCAGACCGGAAACGUCCUGAUUGCAUGUGCUGGUCCGGGCAUUCCGCUGCCCGACAGCUCCCUCUCGGCAAAGUCGUGCCAGAUAUCAAAGUGCGGAGCUGGCAACGAUCCCUGCGGUGACUGCACCAACUCCAAGACGCAGCUGUGGGCUAUCUAUUUGGCGAACGGCAGUGCAUUCUCAGUCACGGUCUCUCCUCCAAGCAGCACAGCUUCUUUGCAGUCGUCCGUGUCGCUCACCACCUCCAUCAACAACAUCAGCCCGACCCUCUCCACUGGCUCGCCCGUGUCGGCGGCGCCCUCGAGCACCGGUUCGCCCAGUGCUGGCGCCGGCACUUCGCCCAGUGCCAGCGGUGCCUCGGGCAUUGGAAGCUUCUUCGCCAACCUGAACGUCCCCCUCAUUGCUGGUGUCGGCGGCGGCAUCGCCGUGCUGCUCGCCAUCGCCAUCACCUGCUGCAUUGUCUCGUGGCGCCGCAAGAAGGCCGCCACCGCUGCCGAGUCUGCGUCCAAUCCUCCCCAUCGAUACAACAGCGUGUCUUCGUCCCACGACCAGUUCUUCAAGCCACUGCAGAGCCAGUCGCCCUUCCAGCCAGUCGGACGGGGAGGCACUCCGCUUGGAGCCCAGUCGCUGAACCGGGGCGCAACUCUCCCAAACACCCAGUAUCCAAGCCCCAAGCACUCCGAGCUCAGCUACAACCCGCCUGUCAAUGGACACUAUCCCAGCUACGGCGCACCCGAGUCCGAGACGCAUUUCCGCCAAAACAACCUUCCAGCCUCGCUGUACACGUCGUCGUCGCCGCCACGGCCCUCUAAUGCCAAAUCGGGCAUGGGUGGCGGCUACGGCCACGAAUCCAUGUACACCGUCGCUGCCACCAUGAAAACCGACUCGAUCAUCCAGGGAUAUCGCACCUCGUCGAUCAUGGAGGCCGGCAGCCAGCGCGGGAGCUUUGUCCCGUCCAAGGAUACCAGCCGCCUCGUCAAGGUCACCAAGGAGUUUGAUCCUGUCAACUCGGACGAAAUCGAGAUGCGAGCAGGGGACAUGAUCGAGAUCCACCAGACCUUUGACGACGGCUGGGCAUACGGAUACAACCACCGCUCCAAGUUGUGGGGUGUCUUCCCCCAAGACUGUGUCUAAGCCAAGAGAGAACAGGGCCCGGUUCUGUCGCUCGCCUCCGCCAUCGCUGGUGAUGCUGUCCGAGAGCAAAGUUCCUGUGUCAGGUGCCAAUCUCUAUUCCCACGCUACUCACCCCCCCCCGCCGUUGGACCGGCCCGUUGAUCUGACUUGUGUUGCGCUGCUUUCCUCAUCCUGCCUGUCCAUGUUCUAUCGCUGCUUUUGCCCGUUACUGUCUUCUCGUUCGCAUGUCUCCCAUUUGAUUUGCUUCGUGUGAGUGUGGUCUCCUUUUCUUGUCGGCAUUUCUCCUCCCGUGCGAUUGUCUCCCCCGCCCUCCACCAACUCCAUUCGACUCCGAAUAUAUAGCCACACACAACGAGGGGGG